GAAGCCGAGACUUCGUCCGCGCAACUUCUCUUCCUCUUUGUCCGUCGCAUGGUCUCCCCGUUCGAACGUUUUCGAGUCCGUCGAUCUAUCGUACAUCGAAUCAUUUCUUUGUAUCGUUUCUGUUUGUUUUUAUUUCUUUUCCAUCGCUGACUCGAAUCGAGGGACAGAGAAACAAAGGCACCGCAGGCACUCGUUUGUUUGUUUGUUUGUUCGUCGGCCGGGCUGCUCGCGCGAAGUACUAGGCGAUCGUUGGUUUGUGCUGUUUCGCGCGUUGAUAUCUGCUGAACAGGCGAGCAAGACAGUUGAAGAACACACUGGGAAACCGAGGGGAGGUCUCUACGGCGAAGAGGGAGAAGCGGUUCAUGUAGAACACUGGAAACAUGACGAGAGCGCGCCGAUACCGAUUUCUACCUCUUCUGGUGAACAUCCUGCUUGGCGUGUGUCGCGGCAUACAGCAGUUCGAGGAGACGCCGCAGUACACCGAGGUGAAUCCCGGGCAGGACGCUAAGCUGAUCUGCCGGGUGCUCGGCAAGAGGGGCCAAUGCAUCUGGCAGAAAGAUCAAAAGCCGAUCGGCAUGCACUUGAAGAAGUACGAAUGGGUGGGCUCGCCGGACAUCGGCGACUGCUCGCUGUGGGUCAGGUCCGCCACCCUGGAGUUCGACGACGGCUUGUGGCAGUGCCAGGUCACAGCCAGUGACUUCACCACGCAGGAUGCGUUGACGUCCGAGCCGGGGAGGCUGGUCGUCAGAGUCAGCCCUCAGCGACCGCAGAUAGAGUACGCGGAUCGUCUGAUUCUGCCCGGCAACAACGUGACAGCUCGAGCAGGUGAGACCGCCACGCUCACUUGCAGAGCGCGGUAUGGGAAUCCUUCGCCUCUAAUUAAAUGGUACGUGGGCGAGACCGAAGUGAGGAACCCGAGGCCUCAGGUAAACUCGACGGAGAUAGAUAAUCCCCGCACUUGGGCCACCUACAGCGUCUGCGAGAUUAUGGCGGAGCGGUCGCGUUACGGCCAGCCGAUUAGGUGCGUCGCCAUUCAUCCGGCGUACGCCAACCCGACCAUGUCCUCCAGCACGGAAGUGAGGUUCGACGUCAGAUACGCGCCGGAGACGAGACUGGUCGUCGUGCCGACCGGCCAGCUGGAAGAAGGCCGCGAUCAGCUGGAGAUCCGGUGCCUGGCCGACGCGAAUCCGCCGGCCUCGAUCCUCUGGAGGAGAACGAAGAGCCCCGGCGUGACGGAGGUGGCCGGCAUAGGGGAGACGCUCCUCUUCUCGCCGAUCUACAGGAAUCACACGGCGAUCUAUAUCUGCGAGGCGGCGAACACCGAGGGCGAGAGCAGCCCCGUGUCCGUCCCGGUCUCCGUCAACUAUCCGCCGAAAAUCAGCUCGGUCGGGCCCGAACGGCUGACCACGGCGCUGCUCUUUUCCGGCGCCUCGUUCGAGUGCAACGCUGAUGCCAUGCCGCCGGCGGACUACAGAUGGGAGCAGAUCUUCAGCGACGGCCGGAUGCCGGCGGAAUGCGGUAGCGGGCAGCGGUUGAUCCUGACGAACGUGACGUACGAGCAGCAGGGCCAAUACAUAUGCGUCGCCUCGAACAAGAUCAACGGGCAGGUCCGGGAGGAUAAAAGCGUGCCGGUGUCCCUGCAGGUGGUGGGCGCGCCGAGGGUGGUGAAGCCGGCCAUUACGGAGAAGUUCGUGGUGGUGACGACCGAGGGUAGCCCGGCGAAAUUAGAGGUCCGCCUGUGCUCCGACCCGAAGCCCCAGCUCGUGGCCUGGGAAUGGGGCAGCGGCCGAAUAUUCGCAGGCGAGGUGCUCGAGUCCAGGUAUCGGGCGUUGGAUCUGGAGCCAUUAGCGGUGGAGGACUGCUACACGGCCGUCCUGGAGCUGACCAGCACGGUCAAGGAGGAUCAGCGACUGUACCAUGUAAUCGUGGAGAACGAGCGCGGCAGCGAUCGGCGCUCGCUGAUGCUGAGAGUCGACGAACCGGGUCAGAUCCCGCUCGUUAUCGGCGCCGUCGCCGGGUUCACGGUGCUCUCCGUCCUGAUAAUGGGAUUCGUUUGCUUCCUACGCUCGGACAGAUGCUGCGUCGCCAGGAACACGGUGCCCGCUCUCCAGCAAGUGCAUUGCACGAAGGCCUCGAACACGAUGAUCGAGGAUCCUCGGUUGGCCGUGGACACGAUGGAACGCGGCGGCCAGCAGUACGCCUCGGAGAAACGACCCAAUCACGUUCUGAAGCCCGUUCCGUCGCAGCAGUACCAACAGGAGUGCUAUCAGCACGAUCCCCCGCACCAGCAGCAACACUAUCACAGGCAUCAUCACCACCAUGGCCAACACCACGGACCACAGUACACGCUUCAGGGGGAGCAGCUGUUUCUCAAACCAGAUCGUUUAGCGACACUGAAGCCCCACUGCAAGAUCGAGAAGCCGCCACAGUACACGACGUUCAAGCCGAGCUCGAACAACUGAAGAUUUUGCUAUUGUCUAUUUUCUAUCGAUAUACACACGCAACACACGCACACGCCGCGCCG
Nomia melanderi (Alkali bee) is the source of this 2524-nucleotide messenger RNA. The record is from RefSeq and is a predicted model, not a curated record. NCBI's taxonomy places the organism in Eukaryota, Metazoa, Arthropoda, Insecta, Hymenoptera, Halictidae.